UUAAGUUUUUAAUAAAUAAGCAAUUCGAUCUUCCAUCGUCGAGAGCGAGCGGCAGCGGCCGGAUCGGAGAACCCCCGGAUCGAUCCUCCCAUCGCAAGGCUCCCCAUGCCGACUCCGGCGAGAGGCCUCCUCCUCCUCCUUGCCUUGGUCCUCGCCCACGCUCUUUGCGCGCUCGGAGGGAAGAAUUAUUACGACGUGUUGCAGGUGCCGAAGGGUGCUUCGGAGGAGCAGAUCAAAAGGGCCUACAGGAAGCUCGCUUUGAAGUAUCAUCCGGACAAGAACCAGGGAAAUGAAGAGGCCAACAUGAAAUUUGCGGAGAUCAAUAAUGCUUAUGAAGUGCUCUCUGAUGAUGAGAAAAGGAAAAUCUAUGAUCGGUAUGGUGAAGAGGGACUGAAGCAGCAUGCUGCUGGGGGUGGAAGAGGCCAAGGAAUGAAUAUUCAAGACAUUUUUAGCAGCUUCUUUGGGGGUGGUCCAAGAGAAGAGGAGGAAGAGGCAAUACCAAAAGGUGAUGAUGUUGUUGUUGAAUUGGAUGCCACUUUGGAAGAUUUAUACAUGGGAGGCACACUAAAGAUUUGGAGAGAGAAGAAUGUCAUCAAGUCAGCUCCUGGAAAGAGGCGCUGUAACUGCAAGAAUGAAGUCUAUCAUAAGCAAAUUGCUCCUGGAAUGUUCCAACAAAUGACUGAGUUGGUAUGUGAAGAAUGUCCCAAUGUGAAAUUUGUGCGAGAAGGCUUUUUUUUGACGGUGGAUAUUGAGAAGGGAAUGCAGGAUGGUCAAGAGGUGAUGUUUUACGAGGAUGGAGAACCCAAAAUUGAUGGUGAAGCUGGUGAUUUGAAGUUCAGAAUUCGAACAGCACCUCACGAUCGCUUCAAAAGAGAAGGAAAUGACUUGCAUAUGACAGUGACUAUUAAAUUGCUUGAAGCUCUUGUUGGUUUCGAGAAAGCCAUCCAACAUCUUGAUGGACAUCCGGUUGAAAUAGGUAGCAAGGGUAUCACUAAGCCUAAAGAGAUCAGAAAGUUCAAAGGGGAAGGAAUGCCUCUCCACCUGAACACCAAGAAAGGAGAUUUGUACGUCACUUACGAAGUUCUAUUCCCCAAGUCGCUAACCGAAGACCAGAAGACAAAGAUCAAGGCAGCGCUUUCAUAAAAACAAGGCCUCUUCUAUUGCACCACCACAGAGCUUGCCCCUCCUGAAGUGCAAACACUCAAAAAAAAAAAAAAAGUAAGUCUACAAAGAACUGAAAGAUUUAUUAUCCUUCUUUUUCUAGCCAUCAAAAUUUUUCAGGCAUGAGACUUAGGUUUAGAACAUUGAAUCAAACUGAGUCAUAGCCUUUUAUGUUCUCCAAAUUAUGUAUGUUUUGAGAAAUGUAUUAUCUAAUACAUUAUUUAGACAUGCUCAUGUAAUCAUCCUUUGUAUUUGAAGUUUUUUAGACUAAAAUUAAAAUUUUAAGUUAAAGUU
Zingiber officinale is the source of this 1455-nucleotide messenger RNA. Its product is annotated as dnaJ protein ERDJ3B-like. NCBI's taxonomy places the organism in Eukaryota, Viridiplantae, Streptophyta, Magnoliopsida, Zingiberales, Zingiberaceae. Gene Ontology annotation, biological process: protein folding. Bases 106 to 1143 code for a protein of 345 amino acids. The record is from RefSeq and is a predicted model, not a curated record. The transcript has 10 exons.